CAGACAAGGGGUGGGGGGGGGGCCCGUGAUGGGAUCAGUCAGAUGCCCACCUGGCCACUCCCCUGAGGGGACUUAGGUUCCUCUUAGCAUUGGCAGGUCGGUAUAAACCCCUGGCUCAGAUCGAGCCAUGCCCGAUGCUGCCUUAAGCCUUAUGAGGUCGCCACAGAACCGCAAGUGAGGGCCCACUCGAACUCCGUAGCUUUCCCUGAGGAGCUACAAACUGGAAAUUCAAGCGCAAGCCCUUGAACUCCCCAUUCACGCACUCACACAGAGUUUAUAACAGUUUUCUUAUUCUUGUUCUAAAACAGAGGUCUCCAGGAGACCUGAACGAGAGAAGGAGGAGAGAUAAAGGAGGGAGGGAGAGAGAGGGAGAGAGGGAGAGGGAGAGAGGGAGAGGGAGAGAGGGAGGGAGAGAGAGGGAGAGAGAGAGAGAGAGAGAGAGAGAGAGAGAGACUGACUGACUGAGACUAGUCUUAAUGGAGAGGCUGGCCUGCCAGAAACCAGGACUCAGUCCUCCAGCGUCCUGGAAUAUGGACAGAGUCAAGGGAGGGCCCCCGUCGGGCCGCUUCCCUCCCAAAGAGACACAGAGGCACCUAAUAGAAAACCAGGACUCUGUCCUCCAGUGUCCUAGAACGCGAGCAGAGUUAAAAAGGGAGGGCCCUCGUCAGAGCCACUUCCCUCCCAGAGAAACAGAGUCAGAUCUGACUCACCUUCCCGUGACCAGAAACUGAGGACUCAGUUGAAUUUUUGUGGGCUCACACCGGUGGUCGAUCCAUUCCCCUCCGGAAGACCGGGUCUUAUGGGGCCCUGGAACGUCUUUAGGUGCCACCUCCCCUAUAAGUCCACUGUCUGUCCAGGGGAGCCUGAAACAAGUCUGGCUCUCACCCGGUGGCGAAAUCUCGCUGGGGCCUCCAAAUGUUGUAACCAAGCGAGUUAUAAAGAAACGCCACACUUUGAGACAAAUUAAGGGGACCUUUAUUAGCCAGCGACCUAGAGGCAGCUAACGCUCAAAAUUCUCUUGGCCCUGAGGAAGGAGCUGGUUUUGUUUUUAUACUGUGGUCUAAACAGGGAAGGGGGGAGUUUAGCUGAAGCAAUUUUACAGAAGCAGAAGAGGCAAAAAGUUAAAAAAAUUGGUUAUAGACGCAGUUACAAAAAAUAGUUCCAGGUGCAGGGGCUUAAACUAUCACUAAGAGAGAAACGCAGGGGCUUUUAAGUACCUUCCACCGAGCACAUUCCCGGGAGCUGCUGGUACAGCCUGCCUCGAUAUCUUACCAGCAGGUGUAUUCUUGGAUGUUCUUGGAGUCAGCUUGCACUAGUUAUUCCCUUAAGGGGGAUAAAGGGGGCUGCAAGUGAAGAAACUAAAAUGGAGUCUGUCCGGCUCUCUCUGCUAGGAGAGAGUCACUCAGAUUAAAACAAGGUAGGGUAUCACAAAUGAUUCACUUAGACGGGAAGUCUGUCCUCCUAAAAGUAGCUAAGCACAGAGAGAAACAUUCCCUGUUCAGCUGGCUGAGACUUCCGCUGAUUACAAAAAAAAAAACAACCUCUGCCCCAUAAAUCUCCCCACUGAAACCGGUCUACUCCUUCCUAUGAAAGUAAAAGACACCCCCGCCCCGCCCCGGUUACCCCAACAGUGUGAUUUCCACUUCUGGGGCGCUCUCCCUAUGGCAGUAGCCUGAAUAAUUUCAAUGUAUUGGAUUGUUUGGUUUCUGUCUUUACCAAGGUGCAUUUAUCAUUCAUGCAAAAACAGUAAAAAAAAAAAAGAAAAAGAAAAAUGAAACAGCACGUGUCGGUUCUCAGGGGCGCGCCCUAGCUCAAAACUCCCAGCCAAUCACAGGAGAAGUCGGCCACCUCCCAACUCUCCAGCCCAGUUCCUACGUCCCUCGCCCGGGAAGUCACGUCCGCUAAAGGGAGUCUCUUCCCAUGGCCUCCGGAAGCAUUCGGCAGUCCACGAGCCACACUUCAGAGAGGGCCGCUCCGGGAACGCCGCGGCGCACCUCCGGAAGGGAUGACCUCCACGCCUUCUCCCCUCGCAGCCCACCCGAGCGGCGUGGGUCGCGAGAAGCCACGCAACCGCUCCGUCUUCCAGCUCCGGCGGUCCGCGGCAGCCAAAGGUGAAAGGUGUAGCAGUCACUCGGCCUACACCCACAGCAUCGGCCUCGUGAAUCCAGCGACCUGACUGCCUUGGGAGAAUUGAAGCGAAUGAGAGUGGGGAGUGUGAGAGGUGCGUUCGGUGCAGCAUUUCUGGCAUGGGAACAGAACUGGCCAGGAGGAAGUGACGGAAUUUGGAAACGAUUUCCAUAGGCAUGAGCAGCCUUUUCGACUAGAUGCAAACCCAGUGGUCGGGAAGGCGAACAUACAAAAGGGUGUGUCCCCAUGAUGCAAGCGCUUACAGUCGAGUAAAAGUCUCCCUUGUGAAUGGAUGAAAAUGAACGCUCAUGGGCAGAGCACCUUCUGGGUUCUGCCCACACACGUUCCUCGCUACCUUCUUGGUGUCUGAGAACCUCCAGCUUCAUCUCCUUUUCUGGACCCGAGGGCCUGGCGGAGCUUCCAGCUGGGACCAGACCUCCAUGGAUCCACUCCAGAAACGGAAUCCAGCAUCGCCUUCCAAAUCUUCCCUGAUGACAGCUGCAGAGACUUCCCAGGAAGGUCCAGCGCCCUCUCAGCCUUCGUACUCAGAACAGCCGAUGAUGGGCCUCAGUAACCUGAGCCCCGGUCCUGGCCCCAGCCAGGCCGUGCCUCUCCCAGAGGGGCUGCUCCGCCAGCGGUACAGAGAGGAGAAGACGCUGGAAGAGCGGCGGUGGGAGAGGCUGGAGUUCCUUCAGAGGAAGAAAGCAUUCCUGCGGCAUGUGAGGAGGAGACACCGUGAUCACAUGGCCCCCUAUGCUGUUGGGAGGGAAGCCAGAAUCUCCCCGUUAGGUGACAGAAGUCAGAAUCGAUUCCGAUGUGAAUGUCGAUACUGCCAGAGCCACAGGCCGAAUCUUUCUGGGAUCCCUGGGGAGAGUAACAGGGCCCCACAUCCCUCCUCCUGGGAGACACUGGUGCAGGGCCUCAGUGGCUUGACUCUCAGCCUAGGCACCAACCAGCCCGGGCCUCUGCCUGAAGCGGCACUCCAACCACAGGAGACAGAGGAGAAGCGCCAGCGAGAGAGGCAGCAGGAGAGCAAAAUAAUGUUUCAGAGGCUGCUCAAGCAGUGGUUAGAGGAAAACUGAGACGUGCACCCACAUGGGAUGGAGACCCAAAGGGACUCAGACGGAGCCGCCGUGUUGGCAGCGCCUGGGUGUGGGCCCAUUUUGGGGACCAAACAGCAAGCUGUGGUCGGAUGAGUGCCAGGACCUGUGUACCGGGACACGUGGGAAUCCUCCCAGCAUGAUGCUUGACCGACCCGAGGAAGGUCCUCAUCUUUCGUGCCUGUCAUUCUCGGAUGGCUGUGAGACAUUCCUUGGCAAGGGACGCUGCGUACCAGCGGUCCUUGCCGCAUCUCACAUGGCUCCUGUGAUGCAUGUUGUCGCUUUCCCACCCGGGAUCUCCAUCUCUCUUCCCUUCCUGCUGUCAGUAAGAGAUCACAUGUCUGUGUAGUGUGAAUGCCUUGUCGCUGUCCCGUGCUUUUGCACCAUUGGGUUGACUGCCUCUGAGAAGCAGCACUAGGCCUGUUGAAAUGCAAUGUGCUGCCCUGAGAUCCAGUUUCAAGAAUGGGCAGCUAAACACAGUGUGGGAAAGGAAUGUGGAAUGAGAACUUGGUGGUUCACCGCUGUACUAUUUGCGUAAAUGUUUAUGUAUGUGAUAAGCUACAUGUAUGUAAAUGUUGCAAUACCCCUAACAGUCGAGUAGUAUUCUCCCUUACAGGAAUUUUUGACGGGGUUCCUUAUCAUCAAUACCAAAUAAAUAGAUGUAGGAAUGGAAAA
Molecule: messenger RNA, 3902 nt
Organism: Symphalangus syndactylus (siamang)
Lineage: Eukaryota; Metazoa; Chordata; Mammalia; Primates; Hylobatidae
Product: protein FAM156A/FAM156B
Source: RefSeq, a predicted model, not a curated record